This is a messenger RNA of Fopius arisanus, 8000 nucleotides long. RefSeq names its product piezo type mechanosensitive ion channel component (gene Piezo). Gene Ontology annotation, molecular function: mechanosensitive monoatomic ion channel activity. The transcript has 13 exons. Gene Ontology annotation, cellular component: membrane. Bases 385 to 7974 code for a protein of 2529 amino acids. NCBI's taxonomy places the organism in Eukaryota, Metazoa, Arthropoda, Insecta, Hymenoptera, Braconidae. The record is from RefSeq and is a predicted model, not a curated record.
CGGUCGAACCAACUGAUUCGUGAUUUGUGUUUAUCCUUCGUUAUUACGCUGUCAGUGAAUUAAUCCAAAAACGUUUAAUUACCAAUCACUUAAUUACCCAAAUAAUUUUUUAAUUCCCUCAGUCCAGGAAAAAUAAAAAUAUGUGAAUAUCGGGCUCCAGUGAAUUGUCGCUCCAGUGGUUGGACUCCAGGACUCAGUAGUGAAGGAGAAAAGCAUCUCAAUACGUGAUUUAGGUUAUAUCGGAGUAAAUACUGAUUAAUUCAAUCGAAUUUAGUGUCGCAGUGUCACCGAAUGUCAUCAUUUUCCAACUGGAAUCAUGCGGGAUAUUGACAAUAACGACUAGAAAAGUGAAGAUUGGGUCCUGGAAACAACCAACAGGUCAAGAUGGCCCAGUACUGGCUGAAUGUGGCAUUCCUCAGAGUCGUUAUACCAGUGACAUUUACAGCAUGCGCGAUAUGGCGACCGGUGGGUUUAUCGUUGAUUUACCUGGUGUUGAUGUUAAUAUCGCCCUUGAUAUCGGUCCCCACCCACGAGACGAUGAAAUCAACGACCGGUCGGUAUUUGAAAUGCUGCCUGAUCUUAUGUUCCCUGACCGCCCUGACCCAGCUGGGGUUUCACAUUAUUCUGCUGGCGGUUCCAUCCAUCCACGAGGAGUUCACGAUGAACUGUUCAUUUCUGGAACAGCUAUUCAGGCACAUUGGACUAGUGCGAAUGGACGAGGCCACUGUCUGGGAAGUUUUCUUCUGGCUGAUCCCAGAAAUUGUUGCCCUACCAGUCACAAUCGUCGUUUUCGUCUUGACUAAAAAAUUCACUUGGAAAAGUCCAGAUGCAGAGGGCUCAAAUCGCCAUCCGGAACCCGGCCCCACCGCAAAACAAUCCCUUGAUGCCAACAACAAGAUCAUCAAUUUCCUGGGUGGCAUAGGGAGUUACAUCGUUCUCGCCUCUCUCUGUUGUGUGUCCUCCCUAAAUCCCUCAGUGGAGGGUGGUUUCUAUUUCGUGAUAUUCCUGGGGGCAGCGACGUGGUGGGCAUGCUACAAGGAGCUCAAAAAAAUUUUCGCGGGUGUCUGCAGGCUCUUGAUGGCUGUAGUAGUCUUGCACAUCGCCGUUCUCCUGACGUACCAAAACCAGUGGCCACAAGAGAUUGUUCCCGUGAACAGCACCUGGUCCAGGUACUUUGCCCUGGAGCCGUACUACAUGACCAACUGCUCUGAUCCCAGGAACGUUGAUUUUCCUGGGAAAGACUCUGAGUGGGCGAAUUAUGGUUACGCCCUCGGACUUUUCUGGCUGUACUAUGUCCUUGCUCUACAGUCGCAGUAUCUUUUCAACAAACCGAAGCCGCCAGUUGCACUUUCGACUCAACCUGACGAGAGGACACCCCUGAUGCGGUUUGGUUCCGGAAGGACUGGUCUCCUUCAGGACUCGACUGGUAGUGUCAUUGUCCAGGACGGACAGCACGAUGACAGUAUUCAGAUGCAAUCCAUGAGUGACGGUAAAUCCAUACCUCCAUCCCUAAACCAUCAAAGAGGUCAAGACGACGAACCAGGCCCCAUAGAGCAUAUAAUAAUGGCGGUCUACUCGAUCUUUCAACUAAUCGCCAACUCCUCGUACCUCGCGACAAACAUAAUAAUGAUGACGUGGAGCAUCAUGUAUCACAGUUGGACGACAUUUGUCUUCCUGCUGUGGGCGUUGAUUCUGUGGAUGGUUCCGAAUAAGCGCGCUUCCAUGAUGAAGUGUUCCCCCUUCAUUGUUUUAUACGGUAGCAUCCUAGUGCUUAUCGGCUAUGUCUUCAGCAUGAACCUCACCGAGGAAGAGCUCCCCACAGUGAUCGACGGCUUCAGCCUUUCGGAAUUGGGCUUCAGUAAGUCAGAUCAGAUGAACAGCUACCACUUGAUCGUGAAGAGUGCCUUCAUGAUGAUGUUCUGGAUUACCCUGCGCCAGUACAUGUCCGAGAAGCAACGAGAACAGCGCUCCUCGACCCUUCGAGACAUGGUAGCUCCCCUACACGUGACGGUAUCAGCUGCGACGUCCUCAAUGCAGCACGACAGCACAGAGAUAAAAUCUCAAUUCAUGAAGGACGUUGGUCUUGUCCUGAAAAAGCUCUUCACUAAAUUCUGGAUCGUUGUUGUCGCCAUAAUGCUCUUCACCAGUGGUAUAACAGGGGAACGAAUGACGGUCUUCAGGAUAAUCUACAUGUCACUCUUCUUGAUUUUCGUCAUCUCCUUUCAGAUAUCGUGGUCAGGUUGGAGAAAGAUGAUGUACGGUUUCUGGAUAACAGUAAUCGUGUACUCAGUUGUGAUGUUGAUCCUAGUGUACACAUAUCAAUUCCACAAUUUUCCCACAUACUGGGAGCGUCUGUACAUUGACAAAAAACUUCAGAACGACAUUGGACUUGAGACCUAUCAGACAAAAGAUCUCUUCGUCCGUCUUCUAACACCGACGUUUUUCGUUAUUAUAACAGUCCUUCAAAUGCACUACUUCCACGAUGAUUUCCUCGAGGCAACAAGCAUGGACAAAAUAAGCGUGGACACAGUAUCGAAGAGAGGAAGUCUCGGACGAUCGACGUCAAUGGCUCCAGAAGUCUCGCCCCUGGAGGUUCUUCUGAGUGAGCACGAGGAGAGAACCACGAUCUAUACACUUAAACAACUGAAGCACAUGUCUAAGCUCGAGAGAGCUGCUCUCUUCCGAAGGGCUCUCGAGCAAUUGAAAAAUGCUUACAACUACCUCUGGCUAUUUCUUGAGAUUCACAUGCAGAAGAUCAUAUACAUUUCCCUGAUGCUCCUCUGUCUAAAUGACGUAUGCGCUAUAAACCUUUUUUUCGUGAUAGCAGUCGUUGUCGUAAUGAACUUCACAAGAUCGAUGCAAAUAAUGGCGAUCAAUGGAAUGGCUAUGGCUGUUGCUUUACUCAUGGUAGCCAAAAUGUUAUACCAGAUAGAGUACAUAAACCAUUAUAACUGGGACGUUAACUGUACCAGUGAGAUUCCAGAUAAGGAAAACAACACGUCGAAUCACACGUACAACAGUGCAGAGUGGAUUGGGCUGCGAAAGGCAGCGCCUGGAAUGCUGCCAGACCUGUUGAAAGGCUACAUUGGCAUCGUCACAGUGACAACAUUCAGGGCCAUUAUUAUGGUACGCCAGUGUUUUUACAGGCAUGGAAAAGGACAGUCUCUGGAUACUCCCCAGGUUAUGUUCCCGAGUAUAACUCGUGCAGAGGCUGACAGGGGCAUUGGCGAGUGCCUCAAGUUCCUCUUCAAUUAUGGUUUCUACAAGUUUGGGCUUGAACUGUGCUUUAUGGUACUGGUUGCAUUGAUUGGCACUCGCCUGGAUUUUUUCUCAGUGCUGUAUGGGGUCUGGCUUUUGAUUAUGUUCGCCCAGAAACGCAGAACCAUUGCCAGAAUCUGGCCCUUCUUCAAGGGAUUCGUCAUGAUUCUUCUUCCACUGCAGUAUUUCUUCGCUGUAGCACCUCCCCCGUGGCUCUGCAUCGAUUACCCCUGGAGAGAGAGCCAGAUACUUGUGAGACUCCAGGAGUGGAUGUAUCUCCCUGAUCCUGACUUUCCACCCAAUGCCAAGAAACUCAUUUGUGAUUUUUUCCUGCUGCUGAUGGUUGUCAGGCAGAGUCUGGUGUUCAGAAUUGAAGCGAGGAGUACAGCUGAGGGGCAGGAUUUCGUCGCUGGGCACAAUUAUUCGGUCUUUCAAGAUAUGGAGAAACCGAAUUUCGUGAAUCCUGUUAAGGAUUAUGUCUCACAUAUUCAUUGCUGGCUGGAUGUUGUGAAGAGGGGAGUUAUGAUGAGCUUCCUAUGGAUUACUUUGUCAAUUAUGUUUCUCGCUGGGACCAAGAGAACUAAUUUGUUUUCAUUGGGAUAUUUGAUUGGGGCGUUUGUGUUUUUGUGGCAGGGGAGUGAUUUUUAUUUGAGACCUGUGAAGACCAUUCUCAAGUGGUGGAAUUUGCUCCUGGGAUAUAAUGUCGUUGUCAUCUUCUCGAAGACGAUUCUUCAGGGCGUAGGCUGUGUCCUUAUUCAGCAGAUGGAAGAGUCGGCGUGCUGGCUCAUUCAACUACUUGGAAUUGCCUGUCUCCAGAAAUUUGACGGCUCGAAUCUGCCACUCAGUGCUACAUGCGAUGUCCCCAGGGAGGACAUUGGAAUGUUCUGGGAUGGACUGUGCUUUACUUUUCUGAUUAUUCAGAAGAGGCUGUUUAAGAGUUAUUACUUUUUUCAUAUCGUCGAUGAGACCAAGGCCAUGAGCAUUUUGGCCUCGAGAGGGGCUGAACUCCUCGAGGACCUUCACAAGAAAAGAAUCGAGUACCAAGAGAAUGUUGAGAAGGCUGUGCUGCAGAAGCUCAAGUUCAAAAUGGAUAAGAUCAAGGCAGAUCAGCAAAGAAUCCAGGGACCCAGUUAUAGAGAGCCCGCUGAUCAUAAAAUUGAUUCGCUCUAUCCCAGAGACCGGCCGUUGUACAAACAUCACACGCCAAAGACCAACAGAGAGGCUGUCAGAUCCGGAGACUAUUACAUGUUCGAUGAUUUCGAGGACGAGGAGGAUGUAACCGACCUCUUGCCAUCUCCUGAGGAUCAAGUCGAGGAAGAGGAACGACGAGAACGUCAGAGGCAACGGGGAAGACGGAUGACUGUCUCAGAGCUGAUGACAACCCUUAUCAAGACAGACAUUGAGAUUGCGACCCACGUUGCAAUGUAUGGAGGAACCCAGAAGGACGCAUUGAGAUUGCGACGUCAGAGUGUACCCCUCACUCGCAAGAAAUCAUCAAUGUCAUAUCUCAGCGCACAUUCCGAAACUGAGACAGCCGCGGCAUCCGAUGAUGGUGACAGAACGAGUUUGGUGUCAUCGGAGGCUGAGAGGGAACUGAAGACUGAUGAUCCAGAUAAAUCUCCGAGUCAUUCUGCCUCUGAUGAACGUUUAGAGGGUGAUGAUAAUGAGAAAGAGAAAAGGGGAGCUUCGCUGCUAACUUAUUUCAAAUUCGUCGUCGAGUUUAUCAACAGCUCGAUGGUCUCUGCUACGAGAUAUUUGAACAGAUUUUCCAGGGACUAUAGAUAUAUUCGGAAAGUUCUUGCGAAGGAGAAGAAAAUUUUGAAGGCUAAACCAGAUUUCCGGAUGGGAAUGAGAUUAGGAAUUAAUCAAAUUUGGCAGCCAAUACCAUUAAUGAAACAGAGCUCAGAGACGGAGGGAAGUACUGACGACACAACGGACGGUGAUGAGGGUUCGUGUCAAUCAAAAACUGAGGAUCAAAGCUCGAUUCUGACGCGAACCCAGCAAACACCUCAACCCGAAGAUGACCAACCAGAGCUCUCAGAGGUGGAUCAGCCCCCAGUCAUCCAGCUUCUAGCCUCCAUUUGGUUUGGUAUCCUCGCUCACUCGACCUUCAUGUGCUACUUCAUGAUCUUCCUCCACCAAAUAAAGAACGCCUCAGUACUUUCGAUUCCACUUCCCCUAAUGGUGUUCUUCUGGGGCUCCCUCACAAUUCCUCGCCCCUCGAAAACUUUUUGGGUGACAAUAAUCGCAUACACAGAAGCAAUUGUUAUUGUGAAAUGUAUCUUCCAGCUAGACUUGAUGUCAUGGAAUCGCACAGCGCCCCCAAACAAUCCCCUGUAUUCCCCAAGAAUCAUCGGAGUUGAGAAAAAGCCAAACUACGCCCUGUGGGAUCUCCUAUUGCUGUUAAUGGUCUUCUUCCACCGAUUCAUGUUGAAGUCGUUAGGCCAGUGGACGACUCCCUACGUUGCCAGAAAAAUAAUCCCCUCGAAGCUAACUCUAGCCACGAUGAAGAGUUCUACAGAUACGACAAAUCAGGAGUCAACCAGAUUUCACUGGCAGAAUGAGCAGGAGAAUCAACCAGAGGGUACUCGACAGUCUUUCCGACUUCCCCACGUUUCUGAAGAUGCUCCCUCACAAGAUCAACUAGACCGACAGAAUCAACAGAACCAACAAUCUACCUCAACCCCGGAAAAUCCUCCAGAUCCCUCAUCCGAAGCUCUAAUAGCAGUGAAAGGAGAAGAAGCUCCAGUUUGCACAGAGAAAUUCUCCACAGCAGUGACAGAAACAGCUCAAAAGUACCUCUCUCCAGCUCAAAACUUUUUUGCCAACAUCCUGAGUUCAGAUGGCAAAGAAAAAACUAAUGUGUGCGCCUAUAUGUUCCUGUGUGACUUUUUCAAUUUUCUUCUCAUAAUCUUCGGCUUCUCUUCGUUUGGCACUCAACAAGGAGACGGUGGUGUUGCUGCUUACGUUCAGGAGAACCGAGUCCCCAUGUCUUUCCUCCUCAUGCUGCUUCUUCAGUUCGCUCUGAUCGUCAUCGACAGGGCCCUCUUCCUGCGUAAAUCAAUUCUGGGGAAACUCGUGUUUCAGUACUUCCUGAUUUUCGGUGUUCAUGUGUGGAUGUUUUUUAUUCUUCCCAGCAUAACCGAGAGACAAUUCAACGAUCGUCUGCCCCCACAGAUCUGGUACAUGGUGAAGUGUUUUUAUCUGCUGCUGGCAGCCUAUCAACUGCGCCUGGGAUACCCCACCAGAAUUUUAGGGAAUUUUCUUUGCAAGAAAUAUAGUAUAAUAAAUUAUGCCCUCUUCAAAGUCUUCAUGUUUGUGCCUUUCUUAUUCGAGUUGCGAGCUGUGAUGGACUGGAUCUGGACAGACACCUCCAUGACUAUCAUGGAUUGGUUUAAGAUGGAGGAUAUAUUUGCAUCGAUCUACCAGAUAAAAUGCAUGAGAGGUAUGGAAACAGAUUUUCCUCAGCCUCGAGGAGUCAAGAAACAGCAGAUGAGUAAAUACAUGGUUGGAGGAGGUGCCCUAUUCUUCAUAAUUGGUUUAAUUUGGUUUCCCCUGUUGCUGUUCGCCUUGGGAGGCACCGUCGGGGUUUCUAAUCUGCCAUAUGAGGCCUCUCUCAGCAUCAGGAUAGGCUCAUAUGAGCCCAUCUACACCAUGUCAGCCCAGGACACGUCAAUCUUCUCAUAUUCCGAAGCUGACUUCAAAGCCCUGAAGAACAUAUACAGCAAGAGCAGAUCUGCGGUGACAUUCCUGGAGAAUUACGAAGCCACGGAUGUAGCUGCUGUGAGAUUAAGCAGAUCCUCCAAGAAGCUGUGGAGCAUCUCACCACCGGACAAGGAGAGGCUCAAGCUUGAGCUCGAGUCCAAUGCCACCCUGACGUUUCACAUCGAGUGGACAGUCUCGAGGAAAACUGAUGUUAAGGAUUCGACUGGUGUGACGUCGACACCGAGAAAUAUUCUGAUACCAGCUUGGAUUAAUGGAGAAUUUAAUCCCCUUAGGAAGAACCUGGCUGAGCUACUGGGCCCUGAACCCCCACCCAAUGGGGCUAAUGUCUCCAUUCCUGUGAGAAACGUCUUCCCAAAGUUUCUGAAGGUCACCAAUAGAAUCACUGCUGAAGUGCCACAGCUCAUGAGGAUUCCCAUGUUUCCAGGAUUCGAUGACGGUGAAAUGAACAAUGGGAAGGAUUAUCUGUACAGAAAUGCCACUCUACAUCUGUCCAGUGCCAAUGGAACUACCAGUGGACAGUGGUGGGUCGUCGACGAGAAUUGCGAUGAUGUUAUCUACAUGAAUUUGUUGAAGCAGAUACCAUUGAAUGAUUGUAAUUAUACAUUCAUGUUUUUGUUUAAUGACAAGGCCUUUCCAGAGGGCCUCAGUUUCAUCAGUGGAUUUGGCAUUCUGGGACUGUACACCACUGCUGUUAUUUUAGUCAGUCAGAUAAUGAGAAGAGCUGUCAGCGAAAUGGCACCCAAGAUUAUGUUCGAUGAUAUGCCUUAUGUGGACAGAAUUCUCAGGCUAUGUCUAGAUAUCUAUCUCGUGAGGGAGAGCGGGGAACUCAGUCUCGAGGAAGACCUCUUUGCCAAAUUGAUAUUCCUUUAUAGAAGUCCUGAGACUCUUAUCAGAUGGACCAGACCUCCCGAAUCCGCCACAGGCCCCAGGGAGGAGGGUGAGGAGGAAGAUGACGAGAGGGAGGAGCGAGACAGGCUCAGGGAUCCUUAGGAUUCAUUCUUUCAGGAUUUCGCGUU